AUGACACCAACCACCACCCUUAAUGCCAGCCGGCAGAAGCAGCAGCAGGCGCAUCCUUCUUCUCCUUCACCAGCGGAAACCUCAUCCCCGUGUGAAGACAAAGACAACGACCCGUCAACUUCUGGAGUUGGAGCUUCUAACGAGCCAAUAUGGAUCCCCUCUGACGUCGCCUCCGACUCGGAGGAUGACGACGGUCAAGAUUUUGAUGACUCGCGAUCCGACGCCACGCUUCCAUCGAUCAACAGUUUUGCUGCACAGUCUCAGCCCAGGCACACCAUCCAUGCAGAAGCCGAAGAGAUGAGCUUAGGCGACGAGUCUAACGGCGAAGAUCAAUUCCCACGCAAGCGCCGUAGGGUCUCGAGGUCUUCUGCCAGUUCGCUGCGCGAUGCAGCAGCUAGUGUUGAGCGCCCUCGUCGGGGAAGACCGUCUUUGAGAUCGAGAUCUACCCGGUCAUCCCAGGCAAUGUCCGAUGAGACCGAAGUCAGGGCGGUUCUCGCCAGGUUUGAGGAAUGGCCGCUUGAGAAUGCUUCGCUCAAGCGCAUAACUGAGAACGGCAAAACCACUUUCCAGUUACAGUUCGAUUGGACUCCUUGUACAAAUGGGCAGGCUAGCAGCACUGUUCGGGAUCGAGUUGAUUCGCCCUCGACACAGACGACAGGCAAGACCAAGCGAGCUUCAGCUCCAAAAAUCAAGUACACCCCACAGGAGAAUGACCUUCUUAUUAAGUUGAAGGAGGGGAGUGAGAUGAUUACGUGGCCCGAGAUCCACAGGCGGUUUAGUGAAACCUAUCCAGGGCGGUCUGUCGACAGUCUACAGGUGCAUUACUCUACGAAACUUAAGGGUCGUAAGAGACUCUAG
Messenger RNA from Ilyonectria robusta, 858 nucleotides. RefSeq lists its product as uncharacterized. The transcript is spliced from 2 exons. Lineage: Eukaryota; Fungi; Ascomycota; Sordariomycetes; Hypocreales; Nectriaceae. The record is from RefSeq and is a predicted model, not a curated record. The coding region runs from base 1 to 858 and encodes 285 amino acids.